CGGAUCCGGCCAGCCUCGUCUUGUCACAAGAAUCACGCGAACGUCUGCAGAAAACUUUGCCUUUCUUCGUUUGGCUUGAUUUCUACAGUUAAGUAGUACCCUCGAUAAAGAUGUAUCAAGAAUUAACUUUGCAGCUCAUCUUAGCUUAGACCAAACAGCGGCAAGAUAGAUAUGAAAUAUGUCGCGCCAAGAGUACUCUUUGGAAGAGCUUAAUUAUUUCCGUAUUUGUUACAUCACUACGAAACUCGUACGGGAUGGCCUGCAAUCAGUUUUCAAACAAGAAUGGAAUAGAUUGUAUGGAAGAAGGCGAGGACAAUGGCUUGACACUCCCAGUAAUGGAAUGGAUUUUUUCAACAUGGAAUCGCGAAAAAGCCGGAAGAGAAACUAUAGGCUUCUGAACAGUAUUAAAUAUGGAGACAGUGAUAACUGGGAUUGUACAUGCCUUUUCUUUGCGAUUCUCUUUUCCGAUUCCCUUGGUGGACAUCUGUUACAUGUAAGUCCUACUGUCCACAGUAAUGUUAACGAUUUGCGAGAAUUCCGCAAUGGGUUUUGUGCACAUCUUUCCCAACCAAGUGUUUUAGAAUCAGACUUUCAGGCCAAUGUUCAGAAGGUCACAAAUGCAUUCAUAGCUCUAAAUCUCGACACAAAUGAACUGCAAACAAUUGUCAAUCAACGGAACUUUCCCACGGGUGAGCUUCAAACACUCCAAGUGCAAAUAGCCGUCUUAGAAAAGGAAAUUCAGGGUAAGCCCAAAAACUUCGUAUUUCUUCCCCCCAAGCCAUCGCACAAGGUCAUUGAAAGGAGAGCUUAAGGUGAAGAAAUCAUGCAGACGUUUUCUGACCUCCAAAAUGAAAAUGACGAUGAUUUUGUUGUAACAGUGUUUAUCACCGGAAAUCCAGGAAGUGGCAAAAGUCAGAUUGCCCGUCAAGUUGGAAGAAAAUUUGCCGAUGAGAACCCGGAUAGCAACUCAUUUGUCAUGACAUUGGAUGCUGAAAGCGAAGAAACUUUGUUUGAAUCGUACAAGAGAUUUUCCCGUGAGCUUGGAAUCACAGAAUACUCUCUAGGUAAUAUCGUAGGAGGCGAUUCCAAAUUGACGAAGAAAGAACAAAUCACGCAUCUGAAAAGCUUUGCAUUUUCCAAGGUACGAGAGUAUUCCACCUGGCUGCUCAUAUUGGAUAACGUCGACGAAAGUGAGAGCUUAUGCCGCUUCUUGUCAGAGAAAGAAGAGCGUGGAGGUUGUGGACAGGUACUCGUUACCACACAAGAGAGCAUCUAUCUACCAUUUGGUGACCCUUCAUGCAAAGAAGUUUCCCUCAGUGAAGGAAUGCAAGUGAAUGACGCCCUGAAUCUUCUCAGGAGUAUCUCCCAGUUUUCACCUGGUGACGAUGAAGAAGAACAUCUAGUAUUAGAGGCCUUAGAUUACCAGCCUUUGGCCAUUGCUUCGGCAGCACUGUAUGUUCGAUUCCUGCACGACGGAGCAAGAACCCAAAUUGGUUCUGCGAGUUUCACGUGGAGAAGCUACGUCAAGAAACUGGACAAGGGAAAGAGAAAGGCUAUGGAAAAGAUCUACGAAAAGACGAACAUGAAUUAUCCGCAGUCAAUGACUUCAGCUGUGUCAUUGACACUGCAAAAACUUGUCAAGAAUGCAGUUUUUGAGCGUGUGUUCCAUUUCCUAGCUUUCAGUUCACCAGCACCAAUCGCACUUGAUGUAAUUGUCAAAUAUGUGACGGAAAUGGAACCGGAUAUCGACGAGUUACUCACAGCAGCAGAAAUCUCCAAAUGCUGUCUGCUUGUCCCAGACGCGGAUAAUCCUGCCCUUGUUAGAGUGCACCGGGUCGUACAUGACGUAACAAAAAGUCUUUUCAUCGAGAAGAACACCACGGAUAAAGUCUUUGAGAUUGUUCAGUCAUACAUCGAGACAGUAUCGCCGUUUGUCCAACAUGACACCCUAGAAUUUGAUCUCCAGUUUCACCUCUUCUCUAACAUGAUUGCACCCCAUUUAAGAGUGUUCAGCAGCCACUUGGAGACGUCAAAUUGGGUAUCGCACGUGACAAGACGUGAAAGUCUAAAUGAAGCCAAAAAAGUAAUUUUCAGCAUGGGUGACAUUUGCAGCAAACAAGGUUAUCUACCAGAAGCGAUGAAAUACUUUGAAUGUGCUCUCGAAAUUACCAGUGGUAAAGAAGAAGAGAACGAUGACGACAAAGCCUUUAUUGCCGAGAUUCUAGACAAUACAGGUGUCGUCUUCUUGAAACAAGGAAUGUUUCAAGAGGCUAAAGAACACCAUCAGCGUGCGCUGAAUCGUCUCGGCUACAAACCUCUAAAUCCAGGCCAAACGUCGAGUCGGGAAGUUGCGGAUUCUUUAAACAAACUGGGAAAUGUGUUCUAUACACUAAGCCACUUUGGAAAUGCCAAAGAUUACUUCAUCAGGUCACUAAAAAUGAGGGAAGAGUUUUGCGGUGAAGAGGAUAUUGCUGUUGCUUCCUCUCUAAACAAUCUUGGAUCCAUCUACAGCGUCUUGGGCGAGAACCACAUUGCAAAGGAUUACUACCAAAGAUCACUUGCCUUAGCGAAAAAACGUUUCGGGGAAACCCACCCCCAGGUUGCCAAUUGCUUAAACAAUCUUGGAAUUGUGCAUUGUGAACUAGAUGAAACCAGAGAAGCGGAAGAAUAUCUCGAGGAAGCGUUUGAAAUGAGAAAGAAACUGUACCAGCCCAAUCACCUUGUGAUCUCUGAAUCCUACAACAACCUAGGGCUGAUGUAUAGGCGUGCAGGUCAAUCUGAAAAGGCAAUGGAUUGCUUUAAAACUGCAUUAUCUAUUAGAGAAAGGGUGCUAGAUCAGGAACAUCCCGCGAUAGCAGAAGCACUGAGUAAUCUAGGACAGGUUUACAUGGAUCUUGGAGACUUGAAGGAAUCUAAAAAUUGUCACUUCCGAGCAAUGGACAUUCGGAUGGAGAAAUUGGAAAGUGAUCAUUCUGAAGUGGGUGACUCGAUGCUGAAUCUUGGAAUGGUAUUUGAACAAUGCGGGGAGCUCUGUCUGGCAGCUCAUCAUUAUCGUCGAGGCUUUGAAAUCUACACCAAGCAUUACCCACUGAGUCAUCACCUAUGCCAGACAGCUGAGGAAUGUUUAAAACGUGUCUCACAAAGAGCAGAUCUAAAUGAUCCCAGUUUGAACAGACCCGACAACUUUAAAGCUCGCAUUUGGUCAUCAAUGAAGAAGAGUUUAAGGCGAUCGAUGAUCUUGGACUAUCCUUUAGCCGGAUCGCACUAUAACAGAAUGAUACAGAAUUCGAACAAUUCUCUCUUUGGAUCCCUGAGUUUAGACGAUCACCUUUUAUUUAUAAUUGCUGCCCUGUUAGGGCAAUAUGUAGAAUGCAAACAGGACGAGAAUAGUGGAUUUUUAAGUCCCUCAUUGGAGGUGAUACCCUACCUUGUUUGCCUUACAGUAGCAUUAAGGGCAAUUGAAGCAGAAUAUGCGUUUUCUGAUUUUAGUUUACACCGUGAACUUGUAUUUCUUGGUUUUCUAUACCUGUUGGCAUAUUUUCUUCAAUCAUAUCUUUAGUUUUAAUAAGUUAAACAUCAAUUGCAUUGCAAAAAAUCGGUAUAAAUCAGAGUUUGAGCUGAAAGAUCACUGCAACAGUGACUGUAUUAUUGACAAAGUCACAUCCAUUCUAAAAUUUUAAACUUGAGAAAUCAUUCUGAUCAAAUUAUCUUAACCUUUUACUUCAAUUAUAACAUAGAGGGCAUUAUCAAAUGCUGAUUAUUAGCAAAGACAAAAGCCAGUUUUUCAUUAAUUUUGUUUAUUGCCUUAGGAAACAUUACUGGUACUUGGAAUUGAAAAAAAUUAAAAAUCGAGUCAACUCUACCUAAUUCCAAUGCUUGGUCCAUAUUGUACAAAAAUAACAUUUUAUUCAUCUAUCUGUGCAUUUUUUAGUUCACUGAUGCUAACUGAAAAUGGCUUCCUUUGAAAGUGUGCAACAGCACGUGCUUUUUAACUUCUUUAUCAUAUAAGGGGCAAAAUUACUGAAUUGUGAUUGGUCAAGACAGAGGGCAUUUUUUCUUAAUUUUUGUAAU
This is a messenger RNA of Stylophora pistillata, 4071 nucleotides long. RefSeq lists its product as uncharacterized. The record is from RefSeq and is a predicted model, not a curated record. Gene Ontology annotation, molecular function: protein binding. NCBI's taxonomy places the organism in Eukaryota, Metazoa, Cnidaria, Anthozoa, Scleractinia, Pocilloporidae.